ACUUUAUUGGUUGCUCGAAACGGUGGGUUUUUCAAAAUGGUCCGCGUGUGUGCUUUUCCUGGAUGCUUCAACCGAGAGAAACCCCUCAGACUCCGCCAGUGGGCGUCAACGCACGAGGAAAGUUUGACUUUUCACUCGUUGCCCCUUCAAGACUUUAAAAGGUUAAAUCUGUGGCUGAACGCUCUUCAUCGAGACACGUCACCAAUUCGGACUAUCCGUGGACUGAGGGCUAUUUUUGUAAGGGUGUGCAGUGAACAUUUCUCACAGGACGAUUUCAAUGCGAAGAGAGGAAGUAAAAGACGACUGAAAUCAACCGCUGUACCGAAAUGUAACGAGGCAUUGCCUCAGAUUAGGAGAGCGGUCAAGAGGGUUCAGCGAAUUGGAGCCCAGAUCAUCCCAAUGGCUCAGAACUGCAAUGCAUCUUCCACGCAGAAAAAUGGCAGCGCCACAGCAGCGAUUCUUAUCAUAGGAGAUGAAAUCCUUAAGGGUCACACUGUCGACACUAACAGUGCCUUCUUGUGCCGCGGCCUUCGAAAGCUUGGCAUCACGGUGGAGCGCAUCACUGUGGUACCAGACGUCCAGGAAGUCAUCGCUAAAGAAGUGUCUCAGCUUUCCUCCUCCGUUACUCACCUCAUCACAUCCGGUGGCAUCGGUCCCACCCAUGACGAUGUCACUUUUGAGAGCGUUGCUAUGGCAUUUGGAGAAGAACUGUAUGCCCACCCUGAAAUGACAAAGCUAGUGGAGGGAUUUUUUGGCACGGUCACUCCUGACAGUGCCCCCAUGAAGCUUGCCAUGGUCCCAGCUUCUGCAAAACUCAAUUUCGGCAUAGACCCCCAAACAGGUCAAAGAAACCGCUUCCCUCUAGUCAGCGUCCACAACGUAUACAUAUUUCCUGGCAUACCUUCUCUAUUGGAGAGGUCUUUCAAUGGACUUAGCCAUCUGUUUUCAGGGUCUGGUACCACCUUUCACACCCGUGAAGUUUUCGUGAAUGCAGAUGAGACUGAGAUAGCCCAGAGUCUCUCAAAACUGCAGGCAGGUUGGGGCAAGCGUGUCUCAUUGGGCUCUUAUCCAGACUGGCUCAGUAAUUAUCAUCGUGUCCGACUGGUUCUGGACACAGACAGUGUAGAGGAAGUGGAACGGGCUCGAACUCAAUUAAUAGAAGAGCUUCCUAAAGGAUCGGUGGUUCCUCUUGUCACUGACUCAAUCUCUGUCGCAGCUCAAGAGGUGUACUCGCUCUCUAAAAGUGAGACGCAGUUGGGGAAGAAAGUUGCCGCAGCAUUGGGGACCAUUGAGAUGGCGUUGGAUAAAUAUUCCGUUAAUGAGAUCUGUGUUGGGUUUAAUGGUGGCAAGGACUGCACUGCUCUACUGCAUUUAUAUUAUGCUGCACUGAAAAGGCGGUAUCCAGAUGGUAAAGACCGACUGAAAGCACUGUACAUUCGCAUUGUCUCUCCUUUUCCAGAAAUGGAGAGGUUUUUGCAGGACACAAUUAAAAGGUAUGACCUGGAGCUGUUCUCAGUGGAGGGCAGUAUUCGGCAGGCUCUGAAUGAGGUGAAGGAAAGGAGGCCAGAUUUAAGGGCAGUUCUGAUGGGAACGAGACGGACCGACCCUUACUCGCAUACACUGACAUCCUUCUGUCCCACAGACCCAGGCUGGCCUGAUUACAUGAGGGUCAACCCGCUGCUGGAAUGGACGUAUCAUGACAUCUGGUCGUUCCUGAGAACACUGUAUGUGCCCUACUGUAUUCUCUAUGACAAAGGAUACACUUCGUUAGGUAGUAUGGAUAAUUCAUAUAGGAAUCCAUCUCUUAAAAUGGUGGACGAGAAGGGAUCGGCCCGCUACAAACCAGCUUACAUGCUGGAAAAUGAAGAGGAGGAACGCAACUCGAGGGAAUAACGACUCUUUAAAGACAUAUCAAGUUUUUAACCCAGGCCAUUCUAACUACCUGUGGUAGUUUGUUUACUGCCUCUGUCUAUGAAUGUUGUGAAGGAAAGUGAGAAGUAUCACUGUAUGCUGUAUUCAUGAUUCAUAUUAAAACAGUAUCAACGUUU
Molecule: messenger RNA, 2048 nt
Organism: Danio aesculapii
Lineage: Eukaryota; Metazoa; Chordata; Actinopteri; Cypriniformes; Danionidae
Gene: flad1
Product: flavin adenine dinucleotide synthetase 1
Biological process (GO): FAD biosynthetic process
Molecular function (GO): FMN adenylyltransferase activity
Source: RefSeq, a predicted model, not a curated record